Cylindrotheca closterium is the source of this 1974-nucleotide messenger RNA. The record is from the annotation of a GenBank genome assembly. NCBI's taxonomy places the organism in Eukaryota, Bacillariophyta, Bacillariophyceae, Bacillariales, Bacillariaceae.
AUGUCGUCUUCCUCAAUACGGUUUUCGACAGUCGAAGUCGCGGAUGAUUCCAGUGGUGUUUUAGUGCUGAGCAAGAAGAAUGAAGAGAAAAACGAUUAUACAUCCAGCAUGCCUCCUUGGUUCCGGCGAAGUGAAGAAUCUACGCCAGACAUGAUCGAAGCUGAAGUCGACUCCUUAAUUAUGACCUUGAAUGAAUAUGACCUAUCAGAACAUGACAUAUCUGAUAUUGUCAAAGCAAUCUACUUGACUGCCUCUGGAAACAUUCAGCUCUUAAUUGGUGCCAUUGAAUUCUGCAAAUUGAUCCUGAGGAUGGAAGACCCGAGGGAAGGGUACACCAAUGUAUUAGUGUCGAAGGAUCUCAUACUUGCCAGCAUAAUACACUACUCUGAGUGCGUGGUGGCUCGUCAGGAUGGCGUGUACCAAGAUGUCCAAAAGGCACUUGGUGGAAGUCAGCCAGACUCUCCAAUGGUUCUUGCAUUCCCUGUGGCAAUCGCAGAGGAUGCGCCAGAAAUAGAAUCAUUGAACAAAGGCAGCAACGAUUUUUUCCCAAAACCGUCUAUUUCAUUGAAAAAAGAACGUAGCAGCAGCGAUGAAACGGCAUUUGAUAUCUUUUCGGUAGAAUCUCUGCGGCUGGCGGAAGAGGCUUCCAGAGUCAAAAGAGCUGAAAUUUUGACAGAUGUUGUGUUGACAGGGAGGCGUGUGUUAUCCAAAGGCGACUAUGGUGACAUCAGUAACUUACUACUGAGUGUAUCUAAUGAUUGGAGAGCCCUUGCGAUUCGAUGCAUUGCGAGCUUGUAUCGUCUUGAAGGCAUAUUAUGGGACAUGCCUCCUGGAACUGGCGAGUACAUGCGCCGUGAUGCUGCCGCCACAUUCAAUGCGAGAUACUCCAUCCGUGUCUAUGCAAAUUUAUCUCAAAGAAUGGGUCUCCACCGACUCCAAUCGCAGCUUGAGGGGGAUGCCUUUCGCAUUUUGUAUCCACGUCAAUUUUCGGCGGUUACGACGCUGUUUCAACAGAAGGAGGAAGCAAUGAGAGCAGUCUCUACCUUCUUGUCAUCGGAAAUCACAAACUUGAUCAAUAGUGAUCGAACGCUUGUAGAACAGUUGGAAAAUUGUGAUAUCCAAGCACGGGUGAAAACGCCAUAUUCUUUCUGGAAAAAGUUGGUAAAGAAACGAGGACGUGGAUCAAAUGGUACAGUUGGUUUUCUUGCUCCACUGGCAUCCAUAUCAGUAUUAGACGUUUUGGAUGGGGUAGCAUUGCGAGUCAUUCUCAAAGCUGAGACAUUUCCUGACGACGAUGACGACUUGAUCGACGCCCGAGAACGAAUGCUGUGUUACUACGUUCAUCAUUUGAUUCGGUCUCAGUGGCCCGAAACGGACGCGAAGCGUGUGAAAGACUACAUCAAGGCUCCAAAGCCAAAUGGAUAUCAAAGCCUUCAUCACACUUCGUCCAUCAUCUACAAUGGACAGCAGAUUCCAUUCGAGGUCCAAGUUCGUAGUGAAAAGAUGCAUAGGAUUGCGGAGUUUGGUAUCGCGGCACAUUGGGACUACAAAGCCAACAAUCGAAAACUACCUUUGCUAUCAGGUUCUGCAUCCUCACAAGAUGGUAAAACCAUUCACGAUUCCGAAUACAUUGGAGCGUUAGACACCGCCAGAGAACAUUUACAGGGAUCUAGUGUAUAUGUCUUCUUGGCUGGAACGAUUUCAGAUUUGGAAGGGGGCCUCCUUCUGUCCCUGCAAGCUGGGUCUCAAGUUGUGGACAUUCUGAAAGAGUUGAGCAGUAGGUUCAACAUUGAGACCAGCUCUCACGAGUUUCAGGUUUGGCGGAAUGGUAAUCUUGCGUCACCAGAUGACUAUGUUGGAAACGGCGAUGUUGUCCUAUUCCAGAGUCUAUCUACGAACGGUAACAGCAGUUCUGAUCAUGGCAGUGGUGAAAAGAAACGUUUGAGUCUUCCAUACAUGAAGGCAGAUGAGUAA